Molecule: messenger RNA, 2275 nt
Organism: Temnothorax curvispinosus
Lineage: Eukaryota; Metazoa; Arthropoda; Insecta; Hymenoptera; Formicidae
Product: SET and MYND domain-containing protein DDB_G0277331-like
Exons: 2
Coding region: 403-1389 (328 amino acids)
Biological process (GO): regulation of transcription by RNA polymerase II
Cellular component (GO): nucleus; extrinsic component of mitochondrial inner membrane
Molecular function (GO): DNA-binding transcription factor activity, RNA polymerase II-specific
Source: RefSeq, a predicted model, not a curated record
GAAAAGCUUCCUGUGACAGUCGAUGAUCGCAAUAAUGACAGAGAUUGAGUGUGUGGUCCUGGCUUCCUACCCUUUUGUACGUAACAGCUGUACAAAUUACAAACGCAACGUCAACAAAUUAUGUAUAUUUCGUUAUUUCGUGAUGCGAUGAAAAUGACAGUACUGAAAACCUAAAGCAUGACGUGAACAAUAGAUUUCAAUAUCCCCGGAAGAUUUCGAGACGGACCAUUGGAAGGAAGGUCAAAAGCGCGGAAAGUCAAUAGUCGAUUUACGCGUGCGCCACAAUGCUCCACGUGUUACCUGCGAAAUUGUGCGAAAUCACAACAUUCCAAACACUGUGUGUAUUUGCCUCUUACACCGAAGGAGACUUGAUAUAAUGAGAUUGGACUGUGAGCACAAGUCAUGGAAUCAGAAGCGAGAAAUCAAAUUAAUAACGACUAUAAUAAGUUCUUCUACGCGACCAUGUGUCACGUUUGCAAACGAAUUGGCGACGGCGUCCCUUUGAAGCUAUGCAGUAACUGCAAGAUGAUCUCCUAUUGCGGUCAGGAACAUCAGAAGCAGCACUGGAAGCAGCACAAACCUUUGUGCAAAGCCAUACAGAACGUGCUGCAAGGCCGGCAAGGCUACAACAUGAAUGUUCGCGGAGAAACGUCGGAGGAAUGGAUCAACAUAAAGCAGAUGUUCAUGCUGCUGGUGUCGCGCGUGCUGAAACGUCGUCUGACGAUGUGUGAGAUGCAAAUGUUCAAAUUUCCAAGAGAGUGCCUGAUUUGCCACGAACGAAACGCUCAAUCGUUGAAGGUUUGUCAGAAGUGUGCUACCUGCUUUUGUAUAAAAGACCACGAAGACGGCAUUGAGCACAGAAACAUCUGCGCUUCCCUGGAACUGUGUUUUCGUUCAGAUUUAUUAGCUACAAAAGAGGAUCGCACUAAUUCUUGUGUGCCGGACAUGAUUUCUUACGCGAAACACGUUUUCGACACAAACAUUGAAUUUCUGGACAUGAACGACUUUAUAGACGCUUAUGGGGUUAUUCGGGAUGACUCGGACCCGGACGGUGCCUUGGCAGCCGACCACUCACAAUAUCUGACACGUCCCUUGACGCUGUUUUGUGCUAUGCGAUUAUUACACUAUAGCCCAAGAAGCAACAAAGAUUUUGUCGUUCAUGUUGUAGGUGCGAGUCGCGCCGAGGAAUGCACCUUGAUCGGAUGGGAAGUUUUGUCUUGUUUAUUAGAGAUCGUGAUGUCAGUAACGAUUGUAAUGAUAGGGCCGGAAUUAAAAUAUAAAUACACCUCAAACGCUUGUGAUCCCUGUACAUCGUCGGAUAACAAAAGUUUAUUUUUAAGUACCACGAUGCGUUAUACGACAACUAUGUACGCAGCCCGUCAUUCGUAAGACCGGACUUUAUUGUAGGAUUUAACCUGGGUAUUCACGAGCAUAAACUUGGAUCCGAGAAGGAAACGUGGGCGCCGUCCAUUAAGCUGAUAGCGAAACAAAAUUGUCCGUUCGUCUUAACGUCUGUCACGCGUCAAGACUUCGAGAAGGAGACUGACAGAAUAAAUACAAUUCUGGGUAGACGGGUACAUUAUAUCUAUAGAGAAAAGAAUCCAUCCGCUAGUCUCAGACCGCAUAGAGUUCUCGGGCCGGAGCGCGUGUAUUAUGAGAAUCAAUAUGUCGCUGUCUGCCGGGAUCUUUGAUCGUAACUGUUAUGCGUAAUUUAAGCGACCGAUACAAACUAACGGCUGUGUUUGAAGGAAAUGUAGCGCGCGCGAAAUGACACACACGAAUUAACUGAACUUAACGUUUAUUAAACGCGAUUAUUAAAUGUAACGAAAAAAGGAACGCAAAGAAAAUUGUAUGUACUACAUCUGCGAAUCGCGACGUGUCUUCACGAAACAAACUCCAAAAGACUGCCCAGCCGGAACGCCGACGUCUAUAGACGUCGAAUUGACAUCUUAUAGAUGUCGAUUCGACAUCUAUCGACAUCUAUAGACGUCGAAAAGACGCUAGCAUUUCGGCUGGGUGAUAGCCGACACUCCGGAAUGUCCGCUUAUAUUUAUAAUAAUCCAGAAAUCCUAAAUGGCUAUUUUCAGUAUUUUCUAAUUGUAGGGUCGAUUGUCUUACAUCAGUCGAGCAUAAUGGAUUAUACGAUUAUUAGAUAUAACAGGACAAGUGAAUGCGGUAAUGUAAAUUGUAAAAUAUUAAUAUGAUUGCAGUACGACUGCACUGUAAAUCUCAAGUGUGUUAUUUUAACUGAAGCUCUUCUUACACAUUUCUUGCU